Helicoverpa armigera (cotton bollworm) is the source of this 1009-nucleotide messenger RNA. RefSeq names its product larval cuticle protein LCP-30 (gene CPR1). The record is from RefSeq and is a predicted model, not a curated record. Lineage: Eukaryota; Metazoa; Arthropoda; Insecta; Lepidoptera; Noctuidae. Gene Ontology annotation, molecular function: structural constituent of chitin-based larval cuticle. The transcript is spliced from 4 exons. Bases 178 to 762 code for a protein of 194 amino acids. Gene Ontology annotation, cellular component: chitin-based extracellular matrix.
AACACAACGAUUUGAAAUCCUCUAAGGAGUGUACACACGGACAGCCGAGUGACCGUGAAUUAAAUUUCCGCAUUGUGAUAUCAAGUUCGGUUGCAGUGACAAGUGGCCUGAAGAACUGUAACGUUUAAGUUGUUCAACAAUAUUUUUUUUCGAGCUUUCGUGAAGUGAAUAGUCAGGAUGUUUUCUUUGGAGAUCGUGCUUGCAGUUUGCAUCGCCGUGGUGGCAAGCUCCCCAAUCGAAGACGGUAGAUGGAACCCAUACAAAUAUGGAGACGACGGCAAAUACAUUCCCAGCAAUGAGGGAAAAUACAUCCACAUUCCGAACCCUUAUAUUCACAUUGACAACCCUUACGACGGUGGCUAUGGACCCUACACCCAUGACUACGAGCCCUACGUCGGCGAGGCCUCAGUAGACCAGUACAGGCUGAUCCAAUAUCCUGGUGAAGAUAACCCCUUCUACAAAGAUGGAUACUACAAGAACAAUGGAAUUAAGAUCAUCAAGCAAAACCACAACUACAAGGAGGACAAAUACGAUUUUGAUUUCGAGACCGAAAACAAGAUCCGUGCUGAAGAGAAGGCUGUCCUCAAGAACCCCAACACCAUCGAUGAGGGUAUCGCUUCCAAGGGCUUCUACGAGUACAUCGGACCCGACGGUUUCAUGUACAGAGUAGACUACACCGCCGACGAGAAGGGCUUCCGCCCCACUGUCAAGAGGUUGGAAACCCCCUACUCCGGCAAAUGGAUAUACGAGAAAGUCAACUAAAGCAACCCUAAUAUCAUCAUCCUCUGAAUCAGUAUUUUGAUAUAAGUAGGCGAUGUUGCAUUUUCCAUUGUAACCUCAUUCAUCUUCCGACUGACUGCAAUUUAUUUAACGAUCACCUUCAUUUAGUUCAAGAUCAAAAUAUUGUUCACGAAUAUGACAUUUGAAUUUCUCAUAGCCAGGAUAUCAUUGAUGCAUUUGAUAGACAGAUCAACCUCGAUAAUGUUUGUAGUAAUAAAAUACUUUUGGU